UUGUUGCUGUUAGCCUGGUCCCGGAGAUUGCUCAGUCAAGUUGGACGGAUUCCUUGCUUGCACAGACUGCCGCUGCUAGUUAACCACUUGCACCAUCGCCCACCAUCGCUUCACACACAACCACUUCUCCUUGGCUUCUCAGGACACUUCUGGACCAGAACCAGCUUCCCUCUCGUCGGUAUCCGUAAACGCUACCAUGGCGCCCACCUACACCAUGUCGGCACACUUGUGCAAGCAGAUCUACUCGUCGUGGCGCCAAACGCGGCAGUCUUCGCCAGAGCCUCACCCGCUGCCGUCACCUCCCGCCAGCACAGCCUCCACGGCGUCUUACCUGCCCCGCUCCCCGUCGCCCGAGAAGCAGUCCUUGGACAGCGAGCGCGGCGAGGCUUCGCACCCUCCUCUCACACGCCAGUCGUCGUUGGGCUCCAGCUGGCGCUGGGGCUCCCGUUAGGGAAGCGCAAGCCUGGCUGCUUCUUUGCGGGAUGCUCCUCAUCACUAAGCGGAUGAGCACAACCAGCUGCAUACUCGGAAACGGCAUGCAGCUUUCGAGCACACCACCGCCGCCUCUCAGGGCUUGCACGACACACACGCCACGCUAUUACAUGCACUGCACCCUGCACGGCAAGGCGCAUCGUUUUUCAGCUGAGCCCAGCGCUGAGGUCAGCCCCGAGCGCCAUCCAAACCAUCGAGACGGAACGGCAUGGACGAACGUCGGGCCAGGGGAAUGGGGCGCACCCACGUACUGUACCGGCGUUAACAAGACCUGGUUUUGUCAUCGCCCGUCGCUUUUUCGACCACGGGACCCAACAUCCCACACAACACACCAUCCGCCCGCGCAAUGCCGCCAUCCGCUAGCCUACCUCAGGUUUCGCUGGCCUACCUCAAUUUUUUUAACCACACCUGCACGGCUUCCUUCAGCUGUCCAACUGCAGGCGGCAGACCGGGACGGGAUGAUCAGGCCGCGCCCGCUCGGUAUAUGCUGGCCAAAUCGAAAUCAGCCUCUCGGUUUCGGUUCCUGGGGGGCGCUUACAUCACCUGCAUUGAUUGCAUCUGCGGUUUUAUGGUGGGAGAAGAGAGGAAGUGGGUCAGGCCGCGAUGGCAUGGCAGGGUGGCAUUGCGAUGCAAGAGCCGUCUGCUUUUCUUGUUGGCGGCGGCAGUUGGCUGAAUAGUUACCUCAUGACAGGCGCGACGGCGACAUGGGUGCUGCAUGGAUCUAUCGGAUUGUUGAAGGACAAACAGACAGAUAUGGGUCUGCUGCUUCCUCUUUUGCUUUUCUUCGCCGGUUCGGGUCAUUCGGGUCUUGAUGAUCGGGAAUAAGGAACGAACGGGCUGCAUGGCAGGGUCACAUCUUCACCGGCGUUUUUAUGAUGAUAGAAUCAGAGAGCAACAGGAUUUGGUCCAC
Thermothielavioides terrestris NRRL 8126 is the source of this 1402-nucleotide messenger RNA. RefSeq lists its product as uncharacterized. The record is from RefSeq and is a predicted model, not a curated record. NCBI's taxonomy places the organism in Eukaryota, Fungi, Ascomycota, Sordariomycetes, Sordariales, Chaetomiaceae. The transcript has a single exon. The coding region runs from base 197 to 451 and encodes 84 amino acids.